Messenger RNA from Bombina bombina (fire-bellied toad), 868 nucleotides. It is a transcript of the gene TNNI1, whose product is annotated as troponin I1, slow skeletal type. Gene Ontology annotation, biological process: muscle contraction. The transcript has 7 exons. Gene Ontology annotation, cellular component: troponin complex. Bases 114 to 614 code for a protein of 166 amino acids. The record is from RefSeq and is a predicted model, not a curated record. NCBI's taxonomy places the organism in Eukaryota, Metazoa, Chordata, Amphibia, Anura, Bombinatoridae.
ACUUUUUUUUUACAUUAUAUUUUAAAUCUUUCUGUAAUCUGAAUGGCGAAUACAACAUCAGAGAGAGAAAGUCAAAAAUAUCAGCUUCUCGCAAGCUCCUCUUAAAGAGUUUGAUGCUAGCAAAGGCUAAGGAGGCCUGGGAUCAGGAUCACGAUAACACACAGGAAGAAAAGCAGAGAUACCUUAAUGAGAGAGUACCAAAUCCCAACACCCAUGGGAUGACAUUAACUGCCCUGCAGGAGCUGUGCAGAGAUCUUCAUGAGAAAGUUGGCAUUGUGGAUGAGGAACGGUAUGAUAUUGAGGCAAAGGUCAUUCACAACACAAGGGAGAUUCAAGAUUUGAGGAUGAAGGUUCUUGACUUGCGUGGGAAGUUUAAGAGGCCAGCUCUGCGCAGGGUGAGAGUUUCUGCAGAUGCCAUGCUACGCGCUUUACUGGGAUCCAAGCAUAAAGUAUCCAUGGACCUGCGUGCCAAUCUAAAAUCUGUCAAGAAGGAGGACACAGAAAAGGAGCGUCCAGUAGAAGUCAGCGACUGGCGUAAAAAUGUAGAAGCAAUGUCUGGCAUGGAAGGUAGAAAGAAGAUGUUUGAUGCAGCAAAAUCCCCCACAGGACAAUGAAAAGAGGGAUCGGCCUAUCUUUUUUCCUGCCUUCAUCUUUGUUCUCACUGUCUAAACAUCAUAUCAAAACAUGGCAACAAGUUAGUGUACUGCAAGAACAGGUGCUUCCAUGUCACUGUAUAUUCAUCAGUAAAAUGAGUGUGAGGUGGGACGAUUCGAAUUGCUGAUUACUAUUUCACCGCAGCUGAACAUUCCACCUCAAGGAGUAUCUUUGUUAAUAAUAAAACCAAGUAAAUAAAGUAUUCCACAUAGUA